Messenger RNA from Puma concolor (puma), 2451 nucleotides. RefSeq names its product solute carrier family 9 member A1 (gene SLC9A1). Lineage: Eukaryota; Metazoa; Chordata; Mammalia; Carnivora; Felidae. Gene Ontology annotation, molecular function: sodium:proton antiporter activity; potassium:proton antiporter activity. The record is from RefSeq and is a predicted model, not a curated record. Gene Ontology annotation, cellular component: plasma membrane. Gene Ontology annotation, biological process: sodium ion import across plasma membrane; proton transmembrane transport; regulation of intracellular pH.
AUGAUGCCUCUGUGGUCGGGCGUCUGUGGCCGCUCUCCCCCACGAAUCUUCCCUUCAUUGCUCAUGGUGGUAGCCUUGGUGGGGUUGCUACCGGUUCUCAGGAGCCAUGGCCUCCAGCCCAGUCCUACUGCCAGCACCAUCCGAGGCUCAGAGCCACCACGGGAACGCUCUAUUGGGGAUGUCACCACCGCCCCACCGGAGAUUCCCCCCGAGAGCCGGCCUGUUAAUCAUUCCGUCACUGAACACAGCAUGAAGACUCGAAAGGCCUUUCCAGUCCUGGGCAUCGACUACACACAUGUGCGCACACCCUUUGAGAUCUCGCUCUGGAUCCUGCUGGCCUGCCUCAUGAAGAUAGGUUUCCAUGUGAUCCCCACUAUCUCGAGCAUCGUCCCGGAGAGCUGCCUGCUGAUCGUGGUGGGGCUGCUGGUGGGGGGCCUGAUCAAGGGCGUGGGCGAGACGCCCCCCUUCCUGCAAUCCGACGUCUUCUUCCUCUUCCUGCUGCCGCCCAUCAUCCUGGACGCGGGCUACUUCCUGCCGCUGCGGCAGUUCACAGAGAACCUGGGCACCAUCCUGAUCUUCGCCGUGGUGGGCACACUGUGGAAUGCCUUCUUCCUGGGCGGCCUCAUGUACGCCGUGUGCCUGGUGGGCGGCGAGCAGAUCAACAACAUUGGCCUUCUGGACAACCUGCUCUUUGGCAGCAUCAUCUCAGCCGUGGACCCCGUGGCCGUGCUGGCCGUCUUUGAGGAAAUUCACAUCAAUGAGCUGCUGCAUAUCCUUGUCUUUGGGGAGUCCCUGCUCAAUGACGCCGUCACUGUGGUCCUGUAUCAUCUCUUUGAGGAGUUUGCAAACUACGACCGAGUGGGCAUCGUGGACAUCGUCCUUGGCUUCCUGAGCUUCUUCGUGGUGUCCCUGGGCGGGGUGUUUGUGGGUGUGGUCUACGGGGUCAUCGCAGCCUUCACGUCCCGAUUCACCUCCCACAUCCGUGUCAUCGAGCCGCUCUUCGUCUUCCUCUACAGCUACAUGGCCUACCUAUCAGCCGAGCUCUUCCACCUGUCGGGUAUCAUGGCACUCAUUGCCUCGGGAGUGGUGAUGCGCCCCUACGUGGAGGCCAACAUCUCCCACAAGUCCCACACGACCAUCAAAUAUUUCCUGAAGAUGUGGAGCAGUGUCAGUGAGACCCUCAUCUUUAUCUUCCUUGGCGUCUCCACGGUGGCUGGCUCCCACCACUGGAACUGGACCUUUGUCAUCAGCACCCUGCUCUUCUGCCUCAUCGCCCGAGUGCUGGGUGUGCUGGGCCUGACCUGGUUCAUCAACAAGUUCCGAAUUGUGAAGCUGACCCCCAAGGACCAGUUCAUCAUUGCCUACGGAGGCCUGCGAGGGGCCAUCGCCUUCUCCUUGGGCUACCUCCUGGACAAGAAGCACUUCCCCAUGUGUGACCUGUUCCUCACUGCCAUCAUCACUGUCAUCUUCUUCACCGUCUUUGUGCAGGGCAUGACCAUUCGGCCCCUGGUAGACCUGUUGGCUGUGAAGAAAAAGCAAGAGACAAAGCGUUCUAUCAACGAGGAAAUCCACACACAGUUCCUGGACCACCUUCUGACAGGCAUCGAGGACAUCUGUGGCCACUACGGCCACCACCACUGGAAGGACAAGCUCAACCGGUUUAACAAGAAGUAUGUGAAGAAGUGUCUGAUAGCCGGGGAGCGCUCCAAGGAGCCACAGCUCAUCGCCUUCUACCACAAGAUGGAGAUGAAGCAGGCCAUUGAGCUGGUGGAGAGCGGUGGCAUGGGCAAGAUCCCUUCUGCUGUCUCCACUGUCUCCAUGCAGAACAUCCACCCCAAGUCCCUGCCUGCCGAGCGCAUCCUGCCAGCUCUGUCCAAGGACAAGGAGGAGGAGAUUCGCAAAAUCCUGAGGAACAACUUGCAGAAGACCAGGCAGCGGCUGCGGUCCUACAACAGACACACACUGGUGGCAGAUCCCUAUGAGGAGGCCUGGAACCAGAUGCUGCUGCGCAGACAGAAGGCCCGGCAACUAGAGCAGAAGAUCAACAACUACCUGACGGUGCCGGCCCACAAGCUGGACUCACCCACCAUGUCGAGGGCCCGCAUCGGCUCAGACCCCCUGGCCUAUGAGCCGAAGGCCGAUUUGCCUGUUAUCACCAUCGACCCAGCCUCCCCGCAGUCUCCCGAGUCUGUGGACCUGGUGAACGAGGAGCUGAAGGGCAAGGUCUUGGGGCUGAACCGGGAUCCAGCGAGGGUGGUGGAGGAGGACGAGGAGGACGAUGGGGGCAUUGUGAUGCGGACCAAGGAGCCCUCAUCCCCAGGCACCGAUGAUGUCUUCACCCCUGGACCAAGUGACAGCCCCAGCUCCCAGAGGAUACAGCGCUGCCUUAGUGACCCAGGUCCUCACCCUGAGCCUGGGGAGGGAGAGCCUUUCAUCCCCAAGGGGCAGUAG